AUGGCAACGACUGAGCUUGACAACCUUCGGAAGCAGCUAGAGUCGCUUCAACGAUCUCAUGACGCGCUACUGAAGAGCUUAUCUGCAACGAACGACACCUUUAAACCAUCCGAUGUCUCACAACUUCGCCGCACAUCUACACGACAUGGCGGCGACGCUAUCUUUGCCGAUACUUCGACAUUAUCUGAUGACAGCAGCGACGAUGAAGACGACUUUUUCGUCCAAGACGAGUUACCUUCCCACUCAUUCGACCAUGAACAUCUACGCGAACACUUGAAGACACACAACUGGACUGAACAUGGCAGAGAGAUCCUGGCACCAAUUAUUUCCGAUCCCGCAAAACUCACCAAACAACCUCACCUCUUCCAUAUGGGACCUGGGCCAGCAGAAGAUCGAAGUCAUUAUUCACACUUUCAAGUGUACAAUGUCGGACCUAACGGUUUGCCUGAGCUGAUUGAAGUUGCUGGUCCCGAAAACAACAUGAGUCGAGCAACUGAAAUCUGGCAUGCACUCCGGGAUAUCGGCAAGCAGCCGGACGAGAAGGUGGUCGGACGUAUCACCAUAGCACGAGAACCUUCACCAAUCUUGUUUGGUGCGCUCCAUCUGACACUACAUGAUGCUUUCGAUAUGGACGAGCUAUUUCGGCACCUGGUGGAAACGGAAGCCUCGUCUGCGCACAUGUUCCGGGCUUUCAAUUCGAAUCCUAAGCAUCAAAGAUCUUUCUUCUUCAACUUUGAAUACUAUACGAUUGUCGGAGACGACUGUGUCCCUAUGCAGUGGCAGCGUGCGGAUAAGAUAACGGGCCAUUCCGACCACCACAUACCUCUUUCGCGGUGCAGUGCCGUUGUCGCGCUUGUUCUCUAUGACGACAAACCACGCCGUAUUCGUAAUAGAGGGAGACGUGCGAAGACACAGUUUGGAUGGGUCAACGAUGUCUGGUCACCGUGGCAGGUUUUACAGCUUGAGAGUUUUCCAGAUUGGAAGUCGACGCCAGCGAAUGGAACACCGUAUACUUUCGAAACCGGCCAUAAGUACCUGAAUGGCGCUGAAGCGUUCCUCCAUGCUUUGUUAACGGAAUAUCGCGACGCUAGAAAGAGAUUUGACGAAAUCUAUAAACGUAUCACCGACCUAGUUACCCCUCCCUUGGGCUUCCUAUUCAGCGAGGAGUUACGACGAGCCCGAUUAUUCGAGGAUAAAGAUUUUACUUGGAUUCGCAGAUAUUUCUACGCUCAUCAAACGUUGGGUAACGUCAACAACAGCAUCAAAUCCAUGAUUGACGCUUUCGAAGACACUUUCACCGAUGACAUCUGGGAAGGCCAGAACAAGACGCUAUGGCCACUUUUCGAGGAGUCAGCGCGUAAUGAGCACUGGAAGCGCCGUUUGCGAUUGUUGAGGCUUCAGUUUGAACGAGAGAUGAAGGAGCUCAGAACCAUUAUAGCAGAAAACAACGAAAGACGUCAUGAAAUCGAGACGCUGCAGGAGCAGUUGUUCUCUGGUACUAGCAUUCAAGAGUCACGGAAGUCUGUUGAGCUGGCAGAUGUUACCGUACAUCAAGGAUACAACAUCAAGGUCUUGACUAUCGUGAACCUAUUCUUCAUGCCUCUCACAUUUGUAACGUCCGUCUUUGGCAUGACGAAUAUGCCAGAAAGCCCGGCACCCUUCUGGCCAUUUGCAAUCGUCCUGGUGGCAAUCUGCGUACCCUUCUUCAGCAUCAUCGGCUUCCUUUCCACAAAAUACGGCUACGCCAUCUGGGCACAGAAAACAAAGGAACUAUGGCGAUGGCUGAGACCGAACACUAAAUCAAAAGUUCCGGACGACACGGACCUGGUAACGCCAACGCGCGUCAACAGAACCAUGUCGGCGGAAGCGGGCAUGCGGUUGCGGCUGGGUGAUAGAGAGGGUAUGGGUGUGGGUGUGGGAAUGUCGAGAAGGCGAUCAAGCGGGAGACCUGCGCCUAGUCAUCCGCACAUUCAGCGCAUGGUGGAGAGAAUGGGCGAGGGAAGGGAAAGCGGGCUGACGCGGAUGGGAACGGUCGUGCAUGAUGGAAUGUCAGACACGGAGAAAGAAAAGAGUGUAGGCACAGGAAGAGAUGCUGUCAUCGAUAUCAGAGAACCAUGA
Messenger RNA from Alternaria atra, 2118 nucleotides. RefSeq lists its product as uncharacterized. The record is from RefSeq and is a predicted model, not a curated record. Gene Ontology annotation, molecular function: magnesium ion binding; cobalt ion transmembrane transporter activity; cobalt ion binding. The coding region runs from base 1 to 2118 and encodes 705 amino acids. Gene Ontology annotation, cellular component: membrane. The transcript has 2 exons. Lineage: Eukaryota; Fungi; Ascomycota; Dothideomycetes; Pleosporales; Pleosporaceae. Gene Ontology annotation, biological process: transmembrane transport; metal ion transport.